Messenger RNA from Stegodyphus dumicola, 858 nucleotides. RefSeq names its product cell adhesion molecule Dscam1-like. Gene Ontology annotation, molecular function: cell-cell adhesion mediator activity. The record is from RefSeq and is a predicted model, not a curated record. NCBI's taxonomy places the organism in Eukaryota, Metazoa, Arthropoda, Arachnida, Araneae, Eresidae. Gene Ontology annotation, biological process: axon guidance; dendrite self-avoidance; homophilic cell-cell adhesion. Gene Ontology annotation, cellular component: plasma membrane; axon.
UUUUACUUAUAAAUUUCGAAUUUCGACGCUGUGUGGCGCUAGUUUACUGUACUUGAAUCUAAGAGUACAGCCUGUUUUAUGAAUCAACAUUAAAUCUCGUAAACAUGGCGCACUUCGGCAUUAUAACAUUUCAUGGCAUACCUUUUUCACUUGCAAUUUAUAAUUUAUCGUAGUUUUUUACUUGAUGCGAAUACAUUCUCUUCAGCGUAUUAAACCGAUAUGGGGCUUUAUGGAAUUUACAUUUUUGUGGGUGUCCUAUGGAUUAUGGAAACCUUACAAGGUACACAGCUAGAUUCACCCAAAAUUCCCCCUAUUGUUUUUCCGCCCAAUGUUCGAAGUGGAUUAUCAACUAAAGCAAUGUGCACUGUAGAAAAGGGUAGCAAGCCGCUGGAAUUCAGAUGGAAAUAUAAUAGCAGAGAAAUUGAAAAUUUUGAUUCAGCUACUUUAGUGACUACAUACGAAGAUGUCUCAAUAUUAAACAUCGAUCCUGUCUCUGCCAAACAUAAUGGCAAUUAUGCAUGCAUUGUUAGGAAUUCUGUAGGAGAAGAUAGCUUUACAACUGUGCUCGUCGUUCAAGAGCCAACAACUUGGGUGAAAGAGCCUGAUGAUAAAGAAGUUUUGUAAGGCAACUCAUUCAUUCUUUAUUGCAAUGCAACGGGGCUGCCAUUACCAAAUAUCGUGUGGUAUAAAUAUACUAGUGUGGAUGGAUCAUUUACAAAUGGCAGUAAGUCCAAAAUAGUUACAUCUGACGACGGAACACUGUCAGUUACCAGUGUAGCUUUGAAGGAUGCUGGGAAAUAUGAAUGUGAAGCCAGUAAUGGUCUUGGCAGCCCUCUCAAAAAAAUCAUCACUGUCAAG